Musa acuminata AAA Group (dessert banana) is the source of this 2610-nucleotide messenger RNA. Its product is annotated as phosphatidylinositol/phosphatidylcholine transfer protein SFH6. The coding region runs from base 495 to 2387 and encodes 630 amino acids. NCBI's taxonomy places the organism in Eukaryota, Viridiplantae, Streptophyta, Magnoliopsida, Zingiberales, Musaceae. The record is from RefSeq and is a predicted model, not a curated record. The transcript is spliced from 15 exons.
GCAAGCGGUACGAGGAAACUGGUGUGCGGAUUCCGAGUCUAAUUUGGUGCAGCUAUCAGGGAACGCUUCCUUAUGAAUGCUUGAAUGCUGGGCCACCACACGCGGGACCGCAGUCGCCUCCGCGAGGUCCGAGGAAUGAGAGGCUACUUUUGCCGGGUGGUGACUUAGUCAAUGUAGGUGAUCAGAAGCCCGACCCGAGCUUCCUACGUCCUCUAUACGUUCGAUGGCCCUUUCUCGUGCUCGGUUUCUCUUUUCCUCCUUUGGCAGUGCGAAACGGUGGAAUAAAGCAAAGAGGAGAAUAAGAGGAGUUCCGAGACUUACGCUUUCUUCUAUCCGUCGAACGCCUGCAGCAGGAGGUCCAACCCACCGUUCGGAAGCCGCCUUGAUGCCAUCCGCCGGCGUUUAGGGUUCCCUGGCGGUUUUUAUCUUUGCCUUCUAUCAUAGGCUGCCGGCGUCGUGCUAUCUCUCUGAGUAAAUUUUUUGAGCCGUGAGACAUGUCAGGACCACUCGAUCGAUUUGCGAGGCCCUGUUUCGAGGGGUCUUCCAGUCAUGACGAGAAAAAAGAGCGGAAAUCAGAUGUUGAGAACUCAGAAGAUGAGAGAAGGACAAGAAUUGGAUCUUUGAAGAAAAAAGCAAUAAGUGCAUCUACUAAAUUCAGACAUUCUUUGAGGAGAAAGAGCAGAAAGAAGCAUGAUACUCGAGUUAGCUCUGUUUCAAUUGAGGAUAUAAGAGACAUUGAAGAGCUACAAGCUGUUGAUGCUUUUCGACAGUCCCUAAUGCAGGAUGAAUUGCUUCCGUCAAAGCAUGAUGAUUAUCAUAUGAUGUUAAGAUUUUUGAAAGCACGAAAAUUUGAUCUUGAGAAAGCAAAGCACAUGUGGUCAGAAAUGCUUACAUGGAGGCAGGAGUUUGGUGUUGACACCAUUGUUGAGGAUUUUGAUUAUACAGAGAUAGAAGAGGUUUUAAAGUACUAUCCACAAGGUUAUCAUGGUGUGGAUAAAGAGGGGCGACCUGUCUAUAUCGAAAGGCUCGGAAAAGUUGAUGCGAACAAGUUAAUGCAAGUGACAACAAUGGAACGCUAUGUAAAAUAUCAUGUGAAAGAGUUUGAAAGUUGCUUCUUAUUCAGAUUUCCAGCUUGCUCAAUUGCUGCAAAAAGGCACAUUGAUUCAAGUACAACAAUUCUAGAUGUCCAAGGCGUGGGCCUCAAAAACUUCACCAAGGCUGCAAGAGAACUGAUUAUCAGAUUGCAAAAAAUCGACAAUGAUAAUUACCCAGAGACUUUGUGCCGGAUGUUUGUAGUUAAUGCUAGUUCAGGUUUUAAGCUGCUAUGGAAUACUGUGAAGUCAUUUCUUGAUCCAAAAACUACUUCUAAGAUUCAUGUUCUUGGAACUAAGUACCAAAAUAAGCUUCUUGAAGUAAUUGAUUCCAGUGAGUUGCCAGAGUUUCUUGGUGGUAGUUGUACAUGUGCUGAGCAUGGUGGAUGCCUCAGAUCUGAUCGAGGUCCAUGGAGGGACCCCAAUAUAUUGAAGAUGGUUCUUAAUGGUGAAGCACAAUGUGCUAGGCAAAUUGUUGCUGUUUCAAACUGUGAGGGAAAGAUUAUUGCUAAUGCUAAGCCACGAUACCCAACUUUGGUGCACCAGAUAAAAGGAAGUGAUACAUCAACAGAGUCUAGCUCAGAAGCUGAAGACAUUGUUUAUUCGAAAAAAACAAGCAACUAUAUCCAUAAUCCUCAGUUGGACCCUGUUCAUGAAGAGGCCAAAAUUGUUGGAAAGGCUUGUAUAUCUGAUGCCUCUUCUGAGUAUGAAGAUUGUGUGCCCAUGGUUGACAAGGUCGUCGAUGUAGGAUGGAAGAAUCAAAUUUCUAGUUCAGUAUGUUCUUCCUCUAGAGGUAGAUUUUGGUUGUUUGACAUAAGUGAACCUUCAGAAGGAAUUCGAGCUCAAAUUGUUACAUGGCUUAUGGCCUUCAUUAUGGCUCUCUAUGCAAUGUUCUGUUCAGUUACAAGACGUGUGACUAGAAGACUCCCAGAUAAUAUGCUCAAGUCUGAUCAUUGCUAUCCUGAAUUCGACCCAAAUCCUAUGCCUAAAGAGGAAUUUCGACCUCCUUCACCUUCCCCUACUUUCAAGGACAUAGAUAUGCUUUCAUCAGUCUUGAAAAGGUUGGGAGAGUUGGAGGAAAAGGUUGACAAACUUCAAGCAAAACCAUCUGCAAUGCCUCACGAAAAAGAAGAAUUGCUUGAUGCUGCCGUUCGCCGUGUGGAUGCUUUAGAGGCUGAGCUCAUUGCAACCAAAAGGGCUCUAUAUGAUGCUUUGAUGAGACAAGAGGAACUGCUUGCAUAUAUUGACCAGCAAAAGGUGGCUAAAUUUCGGAAGAAGAAAUGUUUUUGCUUUUGAAGCAUAACAUCGGCACCAAAUGACGCGACAGCUUGUUCAAAAGGAACUAUAUGAUGUAAUGAUUUCCUAAUUACUUCAUACUCUGUUUUGAAAUUGAAGAAAAUUUUCUUUUCAAGCAUAGCAUCAGCGCAAAUGACACGGCCAGUUCGCUCUGCAGUUUGUAUUUAGUUUGAGACCACAAGGAACUUCCAACGAAUAUAGAUUGUGAGAUUUUUCUGCUUAA